This is a messenger RNA of Vicia faba (fava bean), 372 nucleotides long. The record is from the annotation of a GenBank genome assembly. NCBI's taxonomy places the organism in Eukaryota, Viridiplantae, Streptophyta, Magnoliopsida, Fabales, Fabaceae.
AUGUCGUCUACAAGUGCUUUGCUCAUCCAAUGCUUCUUGGUUGCGGUUGUUUUAAUCUCUUCCAUGGGGGAAGCUAGACAAUUGAAUGAGUUUAAAGAUCAAGAUGGGGCAAAAUUUGAAUCUUUUAUACCUGGCCUUCCAGACAUACCAGGAUUUCCACCCCUACCAAACAUUCCAGGAAUCCCAGGCUUUCCAGGUUUCCCAUGCAUCCCCGGCAUACCAAGCAUUCCGGGUUUUCCAUGCAAUCCAAAUUGGCCGAGUCCACCAACUCCACCAAGUCCACCAAGUACACCAUCAGAAACUCCAAGCUCACCACCUAAAUCAUUUGGCUCACCUUCUCAAUCUCCUAAUUAUCCUCCUGAAUCCUUCUAG